GAAAGCGGGCUCUUCUCAGAACAGCGCUCACCGUCACGUUCGUGUUUACCAUGGUCGCUUUUUGCUCGUUUUAACGCGUCCUCUCGCCGCUCUUCCUUCCAAACAUGGCCUGCUCCGAGCCGGACGUGGAUUUGUGGACGGUUCCUCUCGUGGCGCUGAAUGUGACGGUGAGGAAAAAGUUGGGGCUCUACCUGAACCCCAAACACACGGUGGCCGCCGACUGGAUGGAGGUGGCCGAGGAAAUGGGCUUCUCUUACCUGGAGAUAGAGAACCACAAGUCGGUGAAAAACCCCACCAAGGCCGUCCUGGAGGAGUGGGCCGCUCGGAACUCUGAUGCAUCGGUGGGAAAGUUGCUGUCGAUCCUCGAGAAGAAGGAGAGGAAAGACAUCGUGGAAGAUAUCCGCUCCUUAAUAGACGAAGAUGUCCGAAAGUACUGUGAGAGUCUGAAGAAGAAAAGCGAGCCCCCGGUUCAAGUUCCUGAGGUGGACAGCUGUGUCCCUCGCACCCCUGAGAGGUUGGGUAUCACCUUGGACGAUGACCCAGAAGGCACUCCGGAGCUGUUUGACGCCUUCAUCUGCUACUGCCAGAGCGACUUUGAGUUCGUCCACGAGAUGAUCCGGGAGCUGGAGCAGACGGAGAACAAGCUGAAGCUGUGCGUGUUCGACAGGGACGUCCUGCCGGGCUCGUGUGUUUGGACCAUCACCAGUGAACUCAUCGAGAGGAGGUGUAAGAGAAUGGUGGUGGUGAUUUCUGAUGAAUACCUCGACAGCGAUGCCUGUGACUUUCAAACCAAGUUUGCUCUCAGCCUCUGCCCAGGUGCUCGGAGUAAACGUCUAAUUCCAGUCAUCUACAAGUCGAUGUCAAAGCCAUUCCCCAGCAUCUUGCGCUUCCUGACAGUAUGCGAUUACACCCGGCCCUGCACACAGUCCUGGUUUUGGGCACGGCUCGCCAAGGCUCUCUCGCUGCCGUAAUCACAGACCAGGAAAUCAACUGAACUUUUUAAGUUUAAAAAAAAAAAUCAUGUCGAACCAUGCCAAA
Messenger RNA from Nematolebias whitei (Rio pearlfish), 1038 nucleotides. RefSeq names its product MYD88 innate immune signal transduction adaptor (gene myd88). NCBI's taxonomy places the organism in Eukaryota, Metazoa, Chordata, Actinopteri, Cyprinodontiformes, Rivulidae. Gene Ontology annotation, molecular function: Toll-like receptor binding; TIR domain binding. The record is from RefSeq and is a predicted model, not a curated record. Gene Ontology annotation, cellular component: plasma membrane. The transcript has 5 exons. Gene Ontology annotation, biological process: MyD88-dependent toll-like receptor signaling pathway; innate immune response; defense response to Gram-positive bacterium. Bases 105 to 971 code for a protein of 288 amino acids.